AAUAACUGGCAAGAACCACAAGAAGAAGAAGAGGAAGAGGAGAGAAAUAAGCACCUGCAAACGCGUGGACGUAACCUUCGCGGCUAUCAGCUGAUUACACUUGAGCAGGGACGCCGCUACGAUGUCUACCCUUCUCACCCUCCUCUCCUGCCUCCUCGCCUGUUUGGUGGGGUGGGCCGAGGGCAGGUAUGAGCCCACCUGGAGCUCCCUGGACUCUCGGCCGCUGCCCAGCUGGUAUGAUGAGGCCAAGUUUGGGAUCUUCCUGCACUGGGGCGUGUUCUCCGUGCCAUCCUACGGCUCAGCAUGGUUCUGGGAGCGCUGGCAGGAGAAACAAUUGCAGCAGUACGUGGACUUCAUGAAGAAGAACUACCCGCCAGACUUCAGUUACCAGGAUUUUGGGCCCCAGUUCACGGCAGAGUUUUACAACCCCAAGGAGUGGGCAGAAUUGUUCAACGCCUCGGGAGCACGUUAUGUGGUGCUGACCAGCAAGCACCACGAGGGCUUCACACUCUGGCCCUCAAAGCACUCCUGGGGCUGGAACAGUCUUGAUGUGGGCCCAAAGAGAGACCUGCUGGGUGACCUUGCUUAUGCCAUUAAGUCACAGACACCACACAUCCACUUUGGGCUGUAUCACUCCCUCUAUGAAUGGUUCAACCCUCUUUACCUGAGAGACAAGGCCAACAAGUACCUCACCAAUGACUUUGUGGCCCAGAAAACCCUCCCAGAGCUGUAUGAGUUGGUCAACAUUUACCAGCCAGACAUUGUGUGGAGUGACGGUGACUGGGAUGCUUCUGAUAAGUACUGGAACUCAACACACUUCCUGGCAUGGCUGUUCAAUGACUCGCCUGUUAACCAGACUGUGGUGGUCAAUGACAGGUGGGGCAGUGGCAUCAUGUGUCACCACGGCUCCUUCUACACCUGCCACGACAACUACAAUCCAGGAAUGUUACAGCCACACAAGUGGGAGAACUGCCUGACUGUUGACCGCCUUGCCUGGACUUUCCGUCGAGAUGCAGUUCUGGCAGACUUCCGCACCAUCCACGAGCUCCUCACGGAAAUGGCCUCGACCAUCAGCUGUGGAGGCAACAUGCUGUUGAAUGUCGGCCCCACCAAGGAAGGCCGCAUCUGCCCCAUCAUGGAGGAGCGUCUUCGGCAGAUAGGCUCAUGGCUGGCCAUCAACGGGGAGGCCAUCUAUGGCAGCCGCCCGUGGAAGAUCCAAAAUGACACCCUGACGCCUGGAGUCUGGUUCACCAGUAAGGAAGACACGGUAUAUGCCAUUGUGCUGGAGUGGCCAGAAGGGAAUGUUCUUACCCUUGCCUCAGUCAAGAGCACCCCAGACACCAGCAUCACGCUCCUCGGCUACACCAGCACCCAACACACCAUUGACAUUAAGUUCCGAGGGACAGAGGACGGGACCAUGGUGAUUUUCCCCGACAGGGCUAAAGUCGAGGGGGAGUGGGCGUGGGUCUUGGCCAUGAAGAAUGUCCUGCCGUCAUCCAAGGUACCCUCACCACCCAGGGUCAUCCCCGAGCCUUACCCCCUCGUCAUAUCGGAGGGUUAGAGCAAAUUGUGAGGUGUGUGUUGUGGGGGACAAGCCUAUAGUCAUGCCAGCACAAUUUUGGGUAAUGCACAUAUGUACUGGUGUAAAUUUCCAUGUUGUUAAGAGUUGAUUAUUCAAGCCAAGGCUAUGAUGUGUUGUUAUAGUUUUCAAGUAUUGCUCCCAGUGACAAAAUCUUCUUUAGACAGUGCCCAUGGAAAAUUUAUUCAGCUUUAAAAUCUGUAAUUGAGGUGAAGCUUAUAUUUCUCUUCAGUAUUACAAAUGAUUACUUUCAGAGACAUCCUUACAAGUUGCAUUUAUUUUCACUGCAUUUUGUUAAUUCCAUUUGUAUUGCACUGUUUGGCAAGUGUGUUCUUAUAUAUAACAAAUAUGGUUCAGGUGGAGCUGCAGUUUGUACAAGGUUCACCAAGGGUAUGGAAUACAUAUCUUUCGUGUGCCAUUUCACAAGAAUUUUAGUCCAUUCUCUGCUGUCACAGUUUGAUAUGGAAUAUAUAUUUCAGAAGUAAAGUAUCUGAAGAAUAUGCAUAUUGUUGUAAUGAUAUAUUCUGGAUACAUGUCUGUGAAUAAAAAUCCAUACAUACAUA
Messenger RNA from Eriocheir sinensis (Chinese mitten crab), 2142 nucleotides. Its product is annotated as alpha-L-fucosidase-like. The record is from RefSeq and is a predicted model, not a curated record. Gene Ontology annotation, molecular function: alpha-L-fucosidase activity. Gene Ontology annotation, cellular component: lysosome. Gene Ontology annotation, biological process: glycoside catabolic process; fucose metabolic process. Bases 122 to 1561 code for a protein of 479 amino acids. The transcript has 9 exons. NCBI's taxonomy places the organism in Eukaryota, Metazoa, Arthropoda, Malacostraca, Decapoda, Varunidae.